This is a messenger RNA of Micromonas commoda, 2277 nucleotides long. RefSeq lists its product with no specific name. Gene Ontology annotation, cellular component: cytosol; tRNA methyltransferase complex; nucleus. The transcript is spliced from 2 exons. Lineage: Eukaryota; Viridiplantae; Chlorophyta; Mamiellophyceae; Mamiellales; Mamiellaceae. The coding region runs from base 1 to 2277 and encodes 758 amino acids. Gene Ontology annotation, molecular function: protein binding; tRNA (guanine(46)-N7)-methyltransferase activity. The record is from RefSeq and is a predicted model, not a curated record. Gene Ontology annotation, biological process: RNA (guanine-N7)-methylation.
AUGCGACGAAAAAGAGGGGACUGUGCCUCGUUGUGGCACGAAAAAGGGAGGGGCACUAAAUCUGGUGACACGCCCGCGGAAGGGGGCGCUGGGUCGCCGAUCGAGAGUAUCGCGCGGCCAUUCGCGCCCCGGGGGCUUCCAUGGAUGUGGUGGAAGCCUCCCGUGCGUGAGAACCCGCUUCGAUCGCGCGGCAUCCAUCCAUCGCGGGGUGGUUCCCCCGAACCGUCGUCUCCCGCCAACCAACGACUUUUUCGGGGCCUCAACGGGAUUGAGGUCGGGUCAAACGGUCGCGCGGUGCUCACCUGCGUCGUCAUACUUGGGCUUCGCCAUGAUCGGCGUUCGCGUCGGUGUCAUGAGAGUGCCCUGCGACUUUUCCACAUCGACCUGCGAGCCUUUGGCCCGCACAUGGCCCCCGACGGACGACCGGGUCGCGGGCAUUUUUUUCUUCGUCAUUUGGUCCCCCAAACGGAACCCCUCUCUCUUUCCUCUCUCUUCGCGCUCAACGGGUGUCGUAUUUUUUGGCGCAACGGUCCCCCGUCUCGGAAAAGCGGCGAGCUCCGAAAGCGUCCGAAAGCAGCUACGGAGUUCGUUGGGCGAAUCCCUCGGAGCAGUACUUUUGCGGCGGUCACUCCGUGGCGAGCGAGCGGGCGUAUCGCGGCGUUCACCGGCUGGUGGGCACCGACUCGACAUCGACGCACCCCACGAAUGGCGAAGGGCAAGAGCAAGCGCAAGAACAAGGACGGCCCCUCGGGCGCCGAGGGCGGCGCGGGGCCCAGCGCCGAUUACGAGGGCCCAGGCGAAAGUUGGGGCGGCGAGCACAUGAACCAGGCGCCCGCGCCCCUCAUGGCGAUGCACCCGAGCGGCGAGCACAUCGCCGUCGCGUACGGCAAAGGCGUCGCGGUCUUCGACGCGUCCACCGGCGCGCAGAUCCCGCUCCGCGCCGCGGCGAAGGUGCCCAGCAUCGGCGAAGGCGUCGCGCACACGCCGGCGUCGCCCGAGAUGCGCGCGCCCCUCGAACCCGACGGACUCUGGCACGCCGACGCCAUCCGCGCGAUCGCGUUCGACCCGACCGGCAGAUUCCUCGCCACCGCCGCCGACGAUAAGGCGGUGCGGCUCUUCGCCAAGAACGCGGACGCGUACGAGUGCGUCCGCCGAUGGCACGAUCGCAAGAAACCCACUGCGCUCGCGUAUGACGACGAAGGAAAGCACCUGAUGAUCUCCAACAAGUACGGCGACGUUCACGUCGUCCUUACCGAUCGCAAGCCGAACGAUCCGGUGGGCACCGACCACGAGUACGGAGCCCUUCGCGAGGUGGACGAUCCCGCGUUUCUCCUCGGGCACUGCUGCGCCGUCGUGACGGACCUGACGUGCCCGCGAGGGAGCAACCUGCUCGUCACCGCCGAUCGAGACCACAAGCUCCGCGCGUCCAACCUGCCGACGACCGUGCCCUUGAUCCACGGAUCGUGGGACAUCCAGAGCUUCCUCUUCGGGCACCUGGCGUUCGUCUCGUGCGCGACGGCGGUCCCCGAACCCGACGACGACGACGACGAGGGCGAAGGCGAAGGCGCGGCGCGGGAUAACCAAAAACCAAAAAAGAUCGAGCGACUCGCAUCCGGCGGCGGCGACGGCGCCGUCCGCCUGUUCCGCCUCGACGACGGCGAGGAGCUGGCGAGCGCGCAACUGAGCGCACCCGUCGACCCGCCGUCCCCCGAGGAGCUCGAGGCGAUCGUGACCGGGCAGGCGCCUCGGAUCCCGGUCAACGCGCCGGCGGUGACGAGCAUCGACGCGCAUCCCUCCGGCGCGGCUGUCGUCGCCGCGGUGGAGGGCGCCCCCGAGGCGGUGCUCAUGCGCGGCGACGACCUGCGGGUGGUGGCCAAGAUUCCGGUGCCCGUGUGUGGGGACGACGUGGAGGUGACGUGCGUGAGGUUCGACAGGCCGAGCGGUCAACGGCUGUGGGUAGCGGGGACCGUCGGGUCGGAUGCGGCGCCGUUUUUCCGCUGCGCUCGCGUCGGUGUGAACGGAAGCGUCGACGGGAAGGCGUCCGACGAUGGCGACGGGGUGGACGGGGGCACGAUCGCGGAUCCCGCGGACGACGUCUUGGCUUCCAAGAUGCGCGAGGCGAUGGCGCCGCACGCGCCUGGUGGAAAUUCUUCGCGCAUGGUGAGCAAAGGGACGGCGCUGAGGAAGAAGCAGUACGACAACGUCGCCGAGAUUGCGGAGCGUAAGAAGCUUCGGAGGGACGUGACCAAGGGAAAGAGGAAGGCGGACGGGGCUUGA